UAGUUUAAUGUGAUGUGUUGUUAUAUCUGAAUGGGGUUCGGUGUGUACAGCAUGCAUGUGUAUUAUAUUAUAUUUAUUAGGGCCGGUGAGCCUGAUCUGAAGGGCUGGAGGAUUGUCCGGGCUGCUUGUGGAGAAGUUGCACCAGACCUCCUGCAGAAACCUGCCAUUUAAACUAAACUUCACCUUUUAUAGUGAAACGGAGAUCAUUGAAAUCAUCUCAGGGUGUCACUCGGGCGUUGUGGUGCAAUCGGCAAUGCGCAGAAUAUGGAUUUACUGAGAAAACAACAGUUUGUUUUGUGAUGCACUUCUCCAGUUGAACCAUGAAGACUCUGAUGGUGUUCGAUUUUGACCACACUGUGGUGGAUGACAACAGUGACACUUGGGUGAUUAGAUGCCUACCAGGUCAGACUCUUCCUGACUCUGUGGAGAAUUCCUACAGAAAAGGCCACUGGACUGAGUUCAUGUGCAGAGUGAUGAACUACAUAGGAGACCAGAAGGUCAGCCCCGACAGUGUCCGCAAUGUGAUGGAGACCAUCCCCUUCACUGCUGGCAUGACGGACCUGCUGACAUUCAUAUCCGAUCACAAGAGCACCAUCGACUGCAUCGUCAUCUCUGACUCCAACACCGUGUUCAUAGACUGGGUCCUCCAUGCAUCUGGACUCCAGGCGGCUGUCGACAGGGUCUUCUCCAACCCGGCUAAGUUCAACGAGCUCGGGUACUUGGAGGUGCAGUGCUACCACUCUCACGACUGCGAUCGCUGCCCCGUCAACCUCUGCAAGAGAAAAGUCCUGGAGCUGUACCUGUCAGAGCAGUGCGACGGAGGUGUGGAGUACGAGCGGGUACUUUACGCAGGCGACGGCGGGAAUGAUCUCUGUCCUACUUCCUGUCUGAGGGAGCGCGAUGUCGUGAUGCCCAGGAAGGGGUUCACCCUGGAGAAACUGCUGGCCAAACGGAAGGAUAACGCUUCCCUAAGUGCUAAAGUCAUUGCGUGGAGCAGUGGCACUGAGAUCCUCGAGGAACUGAGGGCGAGUAUGCAGUAGUAGCUCGGAACAUGGAGCACAAUACUUGAUCAAAGUCUCAGUUGUAACUUGUAACUGAAAUAUUGCACUUGCAGCUCCCAGUGAUUGUUUAAAAAAAAAAGAAAAAAAAGAAAAGAAAGCUAAGACAGUAUUUAUAUUUUUGAAAGUACAAUUUUGUUGGUAAAAUGAUUCAAAAUUAGGUACAUAUCCUUGACAGUAAAACCCCCCUCAAACAAGGUUGGACUCUCAGCUACAAUUCAGAUUCGGGGUAUGGAGGCAUCUGUGUCCAAUUGCAAUACAAAUACCGUACAGAAACAAUGUUUACAUUGAGCGGACAUUUGUGGAUCAAAGUUUACAGAAAAGCCUCUGUACGAGAUGCUUUAUGCGGUAUUCAGAGCAUAUCUAUUGCCUCCACACGGCUCUCACCAUGGCGGCGGCUGAGCUGGCGGCUUACGGCUAACGGCGUUAACAGUGCAAACUACGACAUACAGAGCUGCUAGCGGCGACGCAGUCAGUUGCAGACGGCGUUAUCGGCUGUAACCAGUGGGGCGCGCUCACUACAAAGCACGUGCGGCCGGCCCUGGCCGUGUUUCAAAGCAACCAGUAACAACACACACUCUGUCUUUACACAGCAAAUGGUUGUUCGCCGCCACAUUAAUGCUCUGAAUAUCGAAUAGAGAACCUUUAGCUCUGGGCAAGAAAGCAAAUAAUUGCAUUUCCCAAAAUAUACUCCCUUAAGAGAAUCCCUGACAGACCCUGUUGUUACCAUUUUUCAACCACAUUA
Molecule: messenger RNA, 1803 nt
Organism: Anoplopoma fimbria (sablefish)
Lineage: Eukaryota; Metazoa; Chordata; Actinopteri; Perciformes; Anoplopomatidae
Gene: phospho2
Product: phosphatase, orphan 2
Exons: 4
Coding region: 321-1040 (239 amino acids)
Molecular function (GO): phosphatase activity
Source: RefSeq, a predicted model, not a curated record